Urocitellus parryii (Arctic ground squirrel) is the source of this 1710-nucleotide messenger RNA. NCBI's taxonomy places the organism in Eukaryota, Metazoa, Chordata, Mammalia, Rodentia, Sciuridae. The record is from RefSeq and is a predicted model, not a curated record.
AUGGGCACCUGGGCCUACCUCGCCGCCCUUUUCCUUCUCUGCCUGACUUCUGAGAGCCUACAAGGCGGCUUUGGGAGCCCAAAUGGCUACCGACAAGGCUACGGCACCUCCAGUGGGCUGGGAGCAGGAUUUGGGAAGGGGAACCAGCUAAGAUCCCAGCCAGGCACUGGAGGGAGUGUGAAACCUCAGAGGCCAGGGUAUGGAAACAGAUAUAGGCUGGGAGCAGGACCCAUUCCAGGUGCUGCAGCCCAGCCAGGCUUUGGAGCAGGUAGGAAGCCCCAGAAGCCAGGAUAUGAAACUAGGAUGGCAGCUGGAGCCUUCCCAGGGGUGGGCGCCCUGCCUGGAUUUGCCAAUGGAAAUGCCCUGGGGGCCCAGCCAGGUUCUGCAGUUCUGAGUGGCUUUGGAGCAGGCUUUGGAUGGGGUGGAAAACUCCAGAAGCCAGAAUUUGGGGUCAGGAAUGGACUGGGAGCUAUGGCCUCCCCAGGAGCUGGAGCCCAGCCAGGAUAUGGAGGGGGCAUGAAGGCCCAGAAGUCAGGGCCYCUAGCUCAGAUUGGCUACAGAGCAGGCUUUGGAGGGGUCAUGAAGCCCCAGAAGCCAGGUUACGGCAAUAGAAACGGAAUGGGAGCUGGCCUAGGCCCUGCAGCUCCAAAUGGCCAUGGACCAGGCUAUGGAGGGGGUGCAAAGCCCCAGAAAUCAGGAUACAGGAAUGGGAAUGGGCUGGGGGCCCAACUGACCAGUCCCCCAGCUCAGAGUGUCUAUGGAGCAGGUAUUGGGGAAGGCACGCAGCCCCAGAAGCCAGGGUACAGGAAUGGGCUGGGCGCAGGAGGCUUCCUGGGGAAAGGGGUYCAGUCAGGGUACACACCAGGGAAUGGCCAGGAGCUCCCACCAGCCCUGGGUGUGGGCAUGAAAGCUUGGAAGCCAGGAUAUGGCAAUGGAAAUGGGCUGUCGACCCAGCCAGGCUACCAGCCUCCCAGUGGCUCUGGACCAGGAGCAGAACAGGGCUUUGRUGGUGGUGACCUCCAGCUGCAGGAAGUUGGUUUUGGUUAUGGGAAUGAUGCUCUGGGCACUGGGGUCUCCCUGGAGGCCCCGCGAAAGCAAGUCAAGCUGGCGGCGCGGCUGCCCCGCUCCCGCUCGCACCCGCGGCUCGUCCGCGGCCGCGUUCACUCCCGGCUGGGCAGUGCUCGCGCGUCGCUGCCGCCUACACCGCCGCCGGCGCUAUCCCUGCCGCACCCACCGCUACCCGGCCUGCCGCCCGGCUUCAGCUCCAGUGCCCCUCCGCCCUCGGCCCUCGCCCGGGCUGAGCUGCCACCGCUGCCCGCACUCCCGCUGCGACCCGAGCCUCUGGCGCCCUGGGGCCCCGGAGACCACUUGACGCUGCCGGAGCUGCCGCCGGAGGCCUGCUCGCCGGCGCUACCCGCCGCGGCGCUCGCCCUGCAAGACUUGCCCCGCCUGCCUGCGCCCGCGCCGCCGCCCGCGCACCUGCCCCUACCUCCGCUGCCCGAGGCCGCGAUGGCCACCGCGCCGGGGCCGGUGGGCGCGCGCGGCCGUCCGCCCCUGCUAGACGAGCCGCAGCAGCAGCCGCUACCGCCGCUGCCUGCUCGACCCUCSCCUUUCAACCUGCUGGCGCCGCCCACGCCCCGCGACCCCUGGCCGCUGCCAGUCUUCCCUCCGCCCCCACCACCGCACUUUUUCCUGUCACCGCCUUUCUGA